CACUAUUCAAAUCACAAUCACAAUGUCCAAAACAAAAACCCUAACCCCCAAAACUAGUCGCAGCGACAUCUUCAUGAGCAUCAAGCCCGAGCACAUGUACAAUAUCUCCACGCGCGCAAAGAACCACGAGUACCGGCGGUAUCUCCUUCCAGCCAGCGUGCGACGGAUCUGGUUCUACACGACCGCGCCGCACUCGCGACUUGAAUACGUUGCGCGCGUUUCUCCCGGCAAGACUCCCGGCGAAGUGCCCGAGGAUGGGGGGAUAGGAAAUGAAGACUUUAAUUCCGGGAGGAAGGUGUCGAAAUAUGCAUAUGAGAUUCUGGAUUUGUGGAGGUUGAGAGAGCCGAUUAGUUUGAAGGGGGCUAUUUCGGAAGGGUGGUUGAAGGGCGCGCCGCAGAAGUAUUGUUGGGUUCCGGUUGCGCUGCUGGAGAGGGUACCGAUGGAUAAACAGGAUCAUGUUUUCUCCAGGCCAGAGGAAGAGAAGCCGGAGAGGAGGAAGGUAGAUGAUCGAGAAGAGGCUAAGAAAGCGCCUACAUCAAGUCCGGCUGGACGGAAAAAGAUAUCAGAUUUCUUUACACAGUCUGAUCCAAAGGAUUAAGAGGUUGGAUUAUGGGCCAUCAAGCCAUUCUCUAUAAGCUUCAUCCCCCGAGAUAUCAGUUGCGUGUCAAGAUACUCCACGGAGUAGUUCCUGAACAG
This is a messenger RNA of Aspergillus wentii DTO 134E9, 696 nucleotides long. RefSeq lists its product as uncharacterized. The coding region runs from base 23 to 598 and encodes 191 amino acids. The transcript is spliced from 2 exons. Lineage: Eukaryota; Fungi; Ascomycota; Eurotiomycetes; Eurotiales; Aspergillaceae. The record is from RefSeq and is a predicted model, not a curated record.